Talaromyces amestolkiae is the source of this 981-nucleotide messenger RNA. RefSeq lists its product as uncharacterized. Gene Ontology annotation, molecular function: mRNA binding; protein binding. The record is from RefSeq and is a predicted model, not a curated record. Gene Ontology annotation, cellular component: nucleus. Gene Ontology annotation, biological process: mRNA splicing, via spliceosome; maintenance of RNA location. Lineage: Eukaryota; Fungi; Ascomycota; Eurotiomycetes; Eurotiales; Trichocomaceae. Bases 1 to 981 code for a protein of 326 amino acids. The transcript has a single exon.
AUGUUUCCAGAUACAGACGACCAAAAUCGCCGACGGAUAUACUCUCGCUCAAGAUCCCCUGUUGCCAACGACAGUCGAAGGAAACUUGAACGCAGUCAGGAGAGGUCUAGAGAUUACGAGAAGGAACAUACACGUCGACGACGGUCUCCAGAUCGAUCUCGAGAACGACAUUCGGGCAGGCGAGAUGACCACCGGAGGAGACGAAGAGAAAACUCUGUGAGCAGGAGAGACAGCGACAGACCCCGAAGUCGAGAGAGGAGAGACCACGAUACUCGAAGACGGCGGCACGAUUCGUCCGAGCCUGACGAGCGUUCCAAACAACGCGACAGACACCGAAGAUCGGGCUCGAAGGAGAUUACGAGACGUCGACGGUCUGGAGAUAGACGCGAUCGUAGUCGCUCUGCGGGAGCACCAGUUCGGUCGCGAGGUCCACUACCAUCUCAAAACGACGCAUUCGAAUCAACCGAGGCCACAAAGACAGGCUCACCGGCACCGGUCAAAGAGAAACCCAAUUUUGCAAAUACCGGCAGGCUUGCCGCAGAAAGCAACACCAUCGCCGUCAACGGCAGCUCAGUGGUGCUCAAAUACCAUGAACCAGCCGAAGCACGUAAACCACCAGCAAAGGAUGAUUGGCGCCUAUAUGUCUUCAAAGGUGAGGAUUUGUUGGAAAUGGUACCGCUAGGCGAACGUAGCUGUUGGUUGAUAGGAAGAGAGAAUCUUGUUGUGGAUUUCCCUAUCGAACACACGAGUUGUUCUAAGCAACAUGCAGCUAUUCAGUUCCGCUACGUGGAAAAGAAGAAUGAGUUUGGAGACAAGACGGGACGUGUUCGACCAUACCUCAUCGAUUUGGAGAGCUCGAACGGGUCUAUGGUCAAUGGGAAUCCUGCUCCAGGUGGACGAUACAUUGAGCUACGUGACAAGGACGUGUUGAAAUUUGGACACAGCACUAGGGAAUACGUGCUCAUGCUUUCACAGUCUUGA